AUGGAGUGUGGAUCAGUGGAUCCUCAGGGUCUUCUUCCAUCCCCACUUGCUUCUGCCAGACUUGGGACUCAGCCCUUUAUGGAAGAGCCCUGGUUCUGGACCUGUGGUCAAACCAAUGUCUUCUGCAAGGUGAUAAAGGGGAAGGUGGUGGAGGUAGGCAAGUGGCCAUGGCAGGUGAGCAUCCUGUUCCUGGGAAUGUAUGUCUGCAGUGGUUCCCUCAUCCACCGCCAGUGGAUCCUCACAGCUGCACACUGCUUACAAAGAUCCAAGAACCCCAGUCAGUACUCUGUGAAGGUGGGCGUUGAAUACCUCCCAGACAACAGCUCUGAGCUCCUGCUCACUGGCAUCACCAUUCAUGAGAACUUCAAGAAUCACAUGUCUGAGGACAUUGCCCUCCUGAAGCUCAAGGACCCUGUCUCCUGGUCCCCCCUCGUCCAGCCCAUCUGCCUCCCCAGCAACAAUUUCAAGCUAACUAUUGGCACCAUGUGCUGGGUCAUCGGGUGGGGACAUGAAAAAUCUAAAGGGACCUCCAACACCUCCUACAGUCUCCAGGGCUUGGCUGUCAGGAUUGUGAGCACUGAAAUCUGCAAUCACCGGUACCAAUUCCUCCUGUUGAAGGACCAGAAGAAGUUUAUUGGGAACGACAUGCUGUGCACAAGCUCAGAAUGGGGCCUGGACACUUGUCAGGAUACCUCUGGCAGCUCCCUUGUCUGUCAGGUGAACAAGACAUGGAUCCAGAUGGGGGUGGUGAGCUGGAACUUUGGUUGUGGCCGUCGCAGGUUCCCGAGCAUCUACACCAGCACCUCCCACUACACCCAGUGGAUCAAGAGGCAGAUCUCCGACUUGAGGUUUUCCAGUAUGGCUGUCCCUUCCUACCUGAGCCCAGUCAUCUUCACUGGCUACAUUCUGCUGGUAUCUUUGGGCUCCCUGUGGUUCCUGUGA
Messenger RNA from Nannospalax galili (Upper Galilee mountains blind mole rat), 942 nucleotides. It is a transcript of the gene Prss46p, whose product is annotated as serine protease 46, pseudogene. Gene Ontology annotation, molecular function: serine-type endopeptidase activity. The transcript is spliced from 5 exons. The record is from RefSeq and is a predicted model, not a curated record. Bases 1 to 942 code for a protein of 313 amino acids. NCBI's taxonomy places the organism in Eukaryota, Metazoa, Chordata, Mammalia, Rodentia, Spalacidae. Gene Ontology annotation, biological process: proteolysis.